AUGAACGUGCCUUCCACGCAGCGUGGAGAGCCAUGUGGCCCGAUUCUCCAAAGUCUGUGGGACUACGUGAGGAGUGAACACGAGGGGGUCCUUCUCUCCCCUCACCUGCCCGUGUUUUGCGCCUUCCUCACCCACGUCGCGUUUUGCACACCUUUCCUGGUCCUGGAUCUGCUGGCCGGAUUCAGUCGGCGGUUUCGUGCGUGGAGGAUUUACGCCGAGGAGCCACUGCCGCCGUUUCGCGCGUGGUUGAAGUGUCUGUGGAAGUUGGCGGUCCAAUACCUGACCGUCGUGCUCCCCGUUUCCGCCCUACUCCAAAUGCCGAGAUGUCCCCCUCGACUCCCCGGGAGGUCUCCAACGAGCUGGCAGCUUUUUGUGGAUGUCUUUGCCUGUUUUCUGCUUUUUGAUUCGCUCUUUUUCUUUUGGCAUCUCAGCAUGCACAGGUUCCCUUGGUUGUACCGCAACAUCCACCAACAACACCACCAGCACCGGGUUCCCUUUGCUCUGCAGGCCCAAGAUGCCAGUACCUCCGAGCUGCUCUCUCUGCUGCUGCUAGCCCGAAUCAGUGCCUUUUUGGUGAACUGUCACCCCAUGAGUGAGAUCCUCUUCCACAUCCUCAACACCUGGCUGGCGGUGGAGGACCACUGUGGCUACAAUCUGCCCUGGGCUCUGCACAGACUACUACCUUUUUUGGGCGGAGCUCCACACCACCACACUCACCAUAGACGGCACAAUGUCAACUUUGCACCCUAUUUUACCCACUGGGACCACAUUUUUGGCACAUAUAGAUCUACGCAACAAUUUUUGCAUCCAGAAGUAAAAUAA
Messenger RNA from Nerophis lumbriciformis (worm pipefish), 822 nucleotides. The record is from RefSeq and is a predicted model, not a curated record. Lineage: Eukaryota; Metazoa; Chordata; Actinopteri; Syngnathiformes; Syngnathidae.